UUUUUCUCGUUUGCGAUUUCAUUGUUCGCACUAAGGUAUUGCUUUGAUGCAAUGUUUCAAGAAAUCAGUAAAUAAUUUCGAAACGGCUCGAGUUUUCUAUUUGCAAUAGCUUUUUCCCUGUUCUCAAGUGUUUUCGUGUUUUUCUUUUCUUAUUUGAUGAUAAGGACGCACCGAUUUGAUAAAAGCUUGGAAUAAGGGGGUGCUAUAUUUAUUUGUUGUGGCUGGUGCGAAUAUAAGGUAUUAGUAAAGUGUAGGUAAUGAUUACAAUAAACAAUGGAUUUCUCAUCAGGAAGAAGCUCAGAUUCUAAUAAUGAAGCCAAAAAAUCACAUGAGAGCCUAAAUAAUAUACCAGCUCUUACCCAUACAGGGCCUCAAACGUAUUUUAGUGACGAAAUAAUCCCAAUUCCUGAAUCCGAUAACACAAGUUUCAGCUUCAGGAAAUUAUGGGCGUUUUGCGGUCCAGGAUUCCUAAUGUCCAUAGCCUUUUUGGACCCGGGAAAUAUAGAAAGCGAUUUGCAAUGUGGUACGAUUGUAGCGUACAAACUCUUGUGGGUUUUGUUAUGGGCUACAGUUUUGGGACUACUUAUGCAAAGAUUAUCUGCCAGAUUAGGAGUUGUAACUGGACUUCACAUGGCAGAAUUGUGCUACAGGCAAUACAAAAAAGUUCCAAGAAUUUUACUAUGGCUGAUGAUGGAAGUUGCUAUUAUCGGCAGCGAUAUGCAAGAGGUUAUAGGAACUGCCAUAGCAAUUUAUUUAUUGUCAAAUAAAAGGGUUCCACUCUACGCCGGAGUUCUUAUAACAAUCUUAGACACUUUUACAUUUCUAUUUAUCGAUAAUUAUGGUUUAAGAAAGCUGGAAGCAUUUUUUGUACUUUUAAUCAGUAUUAUGACAGUUACUUUCGGAUAUGAAUAUGGCGCGUCAAAGCCUGACCAAGUAGAAGUUGUAAAAGGUUUAUUUUACCCUUGGUGUGAAAACUGUGACAACAGAGCUGUCCUACAGGCGGUUGGAAUAAUUGGUGCUAUAAUUAUGCCGCACAAUUUUUACCUCCAUUCGGCUUUGGUGAAAUCCAGAGAAAUUGAUAGGACUAAAAGUGAAAAAGUACGAGAAGCAAAUCUGUAUUAUUUUGUCGAAUGUUGUAUUGCCAUUUUUGUUAGUUUAUUUAUUAAUAUUUUUGUCUUGGCUGUAUUUGCUCACGGAUUGUACAAUAAGACCAACGAGGAAGUGUAUGAAACUUGCUUGCAAUAUCCUUCAAUCGACGCCUCAGUUUUUCCUCACACUGGUCCCGAAGCUAAAGAACUAGUAGAUUCAGAUAUGUACAAUGGAGGUAUUUUCUUAGGAUGUACUUACGGUUUGGCUGCUAUGUAUAUUUGGGCUGUGGGGUUAUUGGCAGCUGGACAAAGUUCUACUAUGACAGGUACAUAUGCCGGUCAAUUUGUAAUGGAAGGAUUCCUAAACCUAAAAUGGCCGAAAUGGAAGCGUGUUUUGUUUACCAGAAGUGUUGCCAUUAUUCCUACAUUUUGUGUAGCAUUUUUCGCUACUAUAGAUAAAUUAACCAACUUUAAUGAUGUAUUAAAUGCACUUAUGAGUGUUCAACUGCCAUUUGCCACGAUACCUUUGAUUGCUUUUACUAGCAGUACUAAAAUAAUGGGAGAAUUCACGAAUGGAUUAUGGAACAAAAUCAUGUCAAUUUCAGUUAGCCUGUUUAUAAUAGCAAUUAACACUUACCUAGUUGUGGAUACAAUAAUUGAUAAUCAUUUACAUUGGUCUAUACUUGCUACUAUAGGUAUAGUUGGUGUAUUUUAUUUUAUAUUUUGUAUAUAUUUAAUAUUGCACAUGAUUAUUUGUAUGGGAAAUAAAACUUUGUUGAGAUUCGAAUUUGUUAAAAAGUAUAUUGUUGGUCCAGUGGAUUCGGAUUAUAGCAUUGAAGGCAAUUGAAGAAUCUGUUUUAUUUUAUUUUUUUGUAAAUAGUUUACUUAUUAGUGCAUUAGAAUAUAAGUACCUAUACAUUUUGACUAAUUAUUAAGCAUCAAUUAAAGGAAAAUUUUGUCUAACAAUUUGUUCCCAAUUUUAUUAUAUUGUUUCAAAUUUAGGAAAUUAUAUGACUGCAACUGAAAACUUAAUUAUAACAAUUUAAACUGACAGGGAACAAGACAAAAUAAAUAAGACUGAUGAUAAUUGAAUGGUGAAUGUAUUGUAUAUUGUAGUUGUGUUUAUAUUUGAUUACAUUUUUCUAUGGAAAUAAAUCUUAAUUGUAGAAUUCAUC
Messenger RNA from Ceutorhynchus assimilis (cabbage seed weevil), 2263 nucleotides. Lineage: Eukaryota; Metazoa; Arthropoda; Insecta; Coleoptera; Curculionidae. The record is from the annotation of a GenBank genome assembly.